AUGUCUCAGCUGCAUAAUGAAGGUUUAAGAAAACAACUUGUCGCUGAUAAGCGAACCGCAACAGCAGACUGGUCAUGGCUGGUAAGUUUCGAACCCCAUUAUCAGCAAUUUCACGGCCAGACUUCUGAACUGGCUAUUUCUUUAUCCCAGUUCAAUCACAUAGCUAGGUUUAGAUGAACUAGAGUUAAAUAAAAAUUAGCUGUUUUCUAAACGGAAGAGAUAUGCUUUAUAUGCCACAAAUUCCCUUUCAUGUUUACAGUUUGUCUCAGAUCGAAAUUGGAUUUCAAUGGUCUACCAAAAUAAAACUAAAGUUUCCUUAAACAAUUUAAUAAGUCUUUAAUCUAAAGUUAGCUAGAGUGUAAUUAUUAUUCAAGUUAGCGGAAAUGAUCGUUUCAAGUUAAUAAAAAAUUGCUCCAAUCAAAGCCCGAUACUUUGGUCAGUCUAAGAUGCCAAAACAUGCAUUUUUUUACUUACCUUUUACAUUAUGUUUCAGACAGUUUUGCAUCAUUUUACUUUUGCCAUAAUUUUCAUGGCAAUUUUGUGACAUGUAACUUUUGCAACUCAUUAUGUUGUGAAAAUGUAAUAUUGCAGAUUUUGUUUUGUAAAAAAACACACCAUUCCACAGAAUUCCAGUUUGUUUCUGAGCAAUACCAAACACUGAAGAACUUGUCGCCAUUAGAAUCUCCAAUGACCUUUCUUGGAGCAAUUUUGACAACAGUCAGACCAAGACUUGUCAGGAGUUGGCACAGCCCCUAACUCCCCCACACUCAAGGGAAGUUUGGGUGGAGGUAUCUUGCUAAGGUCUUCAAACCCUAAACUGUUAAAGACAAAAAUUGUCCAUUCUGCUUACCUGUUUAAGACUUAGUGACCUUAGUUUAUGAACCUGAUUCAUUUCAUUUUCCAUACAGAAUUAUGCAAUUUUCAAACUAACAUCAUGAAAGUAGAUUUUUUUUAAAAAAAUUGUCGGUAACACAGAUGAGACAGUGCUCAUCACCAAACUUUACACUCUGUUAAUGGCUUCUGGUACAAUAAGACACCCUAUUCAAGACACAAAGUGGUGAAUUUGUAUACCCUGUAUAAGACUGAUCAAGACCCUGAAAGGCAUACCCUGUUCAGUGGUACAGACCUGUGUAGGCCAAAUAAAGGAAUCCUCCCCGGGGGCACAGCCAUUGGUUGUUGUGGUCACUUUAUGGAUGAAACUUUGUCAUAAUAAUACUUGGCAUAAUAAAUCAAGGGUAACUGAACAAAAAUUAAUUGAAAACAUUGGACUUACAUAUUUUCAACUUUGUUGGUUAAGGGUCAAAGUAGAGUCCAUUUUCUUUAACUGCCUUUGCUGGUGAAGCGAGCCCUCAAUCUAACAAUGUAUUUUUCCCUGACAUGGCUGUAAAAAGCACUUAUGGUAACUUAUGUUGAUUCAUGGCAACAGUUACUUUUAUGACAUAUUUCUUCUGGCCUGGCAGGGCAGUUUUUGUUGUCAUACAGUAAGGAGCCUUUAUUAGGUUGGAAAACUUGUUGAAACCAGUUUUUAAUCAAUCAUUUGGUAGUGUGGAAUUGGCAAUUAGUUUUGGUAAGAUUACUGACCUUAAUCAAAAGCAAUCUUAAUUUUGAGUGGACUCAGUUACUGAGGGACCCUGAAGAGUGAAUGUUUGAUUAAUAAUGGUAAUAGGACUGACUGGAGUCCAAUUCGAUCUGCAUAAUAACACAUGAGUGAUUAACAAAAUCAGAUGAAUGCGUAGUGGGAGUCCAAUUUGUUUAAUCACAGGAGUGAUUACAGAACGAAUUAAAUGAAACAAAGUUCUGUUACCAAUUAAUCAAAACUUUAAAAUUUGUGAUAUUUUAGGAUUUUUUUGAAUUAAAAACAAGAAAUUCUGAGAGGUUUUUGCUAGCAGUGAAAAAAAAGCCAUUUUAAGUGCACACAAUGGCACGUCUGUCCAAUUAUUUAGGUGUCACACGUACUGUCCUAUAGUGCUGAAAUCAGGACAGUUGAUAGCCAAUCAGAUUUGAGAAUUUUGUUAUUAUAGUUAUGAUUAUUACUGGUAAUUAAGUCUUGUUUUUACAGAAAGCUGCUAACAGUGCAGACAGGCAUAAUUCCAGCUCAGGCUCAAGAAGUGCCCAUGGAGCAUUCCCCCAUUCAACACAUAGUGCCAGCUAUGCUGUUGGUAGCAGCCAUAGAUCAGGGCUUAGAAGCAAAGAAGUUGUGAUAACAGAUCCUUACUUGGAUGCACUGACAAAGGAUACCAAAGCAAGAACGAGAAAGAGAUUUUCUGUAAGUACUAGCUAGACUAAAAUCUCAAAAUCUUUUGCCCUUAUUUUCUUUUGGGCGGCUUUUGCUCUUUAAAGCCAGACAAUGACCAGAUAAUGGCUCAACUUAGGGGGCUUCAAAGGGUAUUUUUUGGCAAAAUUCCCAGGAGUGUCAUUGAUAAACUAGCUUUCCUGAUAGGCUCGAUUAACAAGUGCUGUUUGGGAAAAUAACCCUACACUCCCCGGGAGGAUCAAAGACUGGAUCCAUCAUGGGAGACGGCAGAAAUCAAGCCUACAUGUAUAUUCUUGACAUUAUCAAUAAAGAUUUAACAGUUUUGGUUUUUGCUCAAAAUAAUGCAAUUUCUGUUGGGAUUUCAGUCCACAGAUUACCUAAUGCAGUGGUAAGCUAAACAUGGACAACAGAGGUAGUUUCAGACUAUUUGCAGAAACUUGGAUAUUUUCAUGGGAAAACUGUCAGAUAUGCCUCCUUCCACCAUCGAAGUGCAACUUAUUCUACACAAUGCUAAGUUCCACAGUAAAUUUAUUACUAUAUUUUACUAGAAAAAAUAGUUUAAUACUAUGAAAAUUUGUACAGAUUAAUUUGGUCAAAAACGAUUAUGUGAGUCUGCUGAGUUGUGUCUUAUUAAUUUUCAAGUUGGUUUCUUAAUGUGAAAUUGUAUUGUUAGAACUUUUUUGUAUUUGUGCUGGAAUUUUGUAGCGAUUCAUCAAAAUAUUGUCAUUGUGAACAAAGGCCUUCUAACAAAGCUUAGCAUACAUGUAAGGUAAAUACAACUUCAAUGUGGACACCAAGGGCACAUGUCAUUGUCUUAACCAAGCAGGCUCUUGGAAUAAGCAUUAUGGGAAUUUAUUCUUAAUGCAAGAGAAUUCACUAUGGGCAUACUACUGUAGUUGGUCCAUACAAGUGAGAAAUAUAUUUUUUGCAUUUUCUUCAACAUUUUCUGAGUAAGCACUAUUCUUCGUAAAAGUGUAGCUCUUUUUAGGGUGGUUUGUGUCCAAAUUUAUUGUUAACAUUAAUUUUCAUAUCUACCAAAAAUUUUUUUAUCUUUUACAACCAAGUAUGAAUAAAUGUAUUGUUAG
Porites evermanni is the source of this 3339-nucleotide messenger RNA. Lineage: Eukaryota; Metazoa; Cnidaria; Anthozoa; Scleractinia; Poritidae. The record is from the annotation of a GenBank genome assembly.